AUGCAGCACGCCACCGAUAUAACCACCUCGAUCGCAGACAAGGUUUACGAUAGCGUGAUCUCUGCCGUGUCUUACUUCGCUAUCGAGUACACGUCCAACUGGAACUGGCAUUUUGAGGACUUGGGCACGCUUAUCCCGGAGGGUGGCGACGACGGCAUGCAGCAGGAGGGUGGCGGCGGCGACAAGAAUAGCGGCAGCAAGGACAGGAAGGAGCUCAAAGACGAAAGAAGCGAAGGGGAUAUCAGCAGCGGGCGAAGCGUCAAGGGCUGUGAUGUCUUACCCGGCAGGGCGGGCGGCAGGCUGCCCGUUGGCGAGCGUUAA
Phytophthora infestans T30-4 is the source of this 321-nucleotide messenger RNA. RefSeq lists its product as uncharacterized. The record is from RefSeq and is a predicted model, not a curated record. The coding region runs from base 1 to 321 and encodes 106 amino acids. Lineage: Eukaryota; Oomycota; Peronosporomycetes; Peronosporales; Peronosporaceae. The transcript is spliced from 3 exons.